This is a messenger RNA of Candida dubliniensis CD36, 696 nucleotides long. It is a transcript of the gene MRPL6, whose product is annotated as mitochondrial 54S ribosomal protein uL6m. Gene Ontology annotation, molecular function: rRNA binding; structural constituent of ribosome. Lineage: Eukaryota; Fungi; Ascomycota; Pichiomycetes; Serinales; Debaryomycetaceae. The record is from RefSeq and is a predicted model, not a curated record. Gene Ontology annotation, biological process: translation. Gene Ontology annotation, cellular component: mitochondrial large ribosomal subunit; ribosome. The coding region runs from base 1 to 696 and encodes 231 amino acids. The transcript has a single exon.
AUGUUUACGGCGACCAGAUCUGCAACCACCACAGCAUCUUUUUGUCGGUUGUUUUCCAGUUCUACAAGAACAUUGUCCAAUAUUGGCAAAAAGCCUAUCAAAUUAUAUGAAGGAGUGAAUUAUUCUAUUGAAUCAAUCCCACUAGAAUUUUGUAAGAAAUUCACUAAACGAAACAAAACAUUUAUUUUAGAUAGACAAAUCAUUACUAAUGGACCAUUAGGUAAAUUACGAGUAGAAAUUCCUGAAUUUAUUAAUAUUUCCCAAACCAAUAAUGAAAAUGAUAAAUCAAUCAUUGUAUCAGUGAAAAAACCUGAAAACAAAAUUCAACGAUCAUUAUGGGGUACAUAUAGAUCAAUUUUAUAUAAUAAUAUUAUUGGUAUUACUGAAGGUCAUUUAUCAAUUGUUAAAUUUGUUGGUACUGGUUAUCGAGCCAUUUUAGAAAAAGAUGAAAAAACUGGUGAAGAUAUAAUUAGUUUAAAAAUUGGUUUACCAUUCACUCCAAAAUUGAAAAUACCAAAAGGAUUAAAAGUAUCAUCACCAAAUCCAGCAAGAUUAGUUAUUGAAGGUUCCGACAAACAACAAGUUAAAUUGUUUGCAGCAUUUAUUAGAGAACAUAAAAAACCUGAACCAUAUAAAGGUAAAGGUAUAUUUGUUGAUGAUGAGAAAAUUGUAUUAAAACAAAGAAAAGUUAAAUAA